UCCGGAGACGUGUUGUGAAGGGUUAAGCGGGCCGGCGGAUGACAUCACCUCAUUUACAUAGGAGCUCGCAUAUAGCUACGCCCUCUGCAUCCCGCCCAGCACUCAGCAGCGGCCACUGCGUAGACUGGUUUCUACCUCCUCGCGCUUCUCUCGGCUUCCUUUGCAAUCAUGUCUGACAAACCCGAUAUGGCUGAGAUUGAGAAAUUUGAUAAGUCGAAAUUGAAGAAGACAGAAACGCAAGAGAAAAAUCCACUGCCUUCAAAAGAAACGAUUGAACAGGAGAAGCGAGCAGGCGAGUCGUAAUGAGGCUGUCACCGCCAGUAUACUCUGUACAUUCCGCAAGCACUGCCUUCUUGUUUUACUUUUAGCUGUUUACCUUUUUAAGAUGCAAAAAGAUUGGAUCAAGUUUAAAUGAUUGUGCUACCCCUUUUCUCAUCAAAAAAAGGAGAACUACUGACACGAAGGCCGCGCCUGCCUCUUCCAUCUACUUGUCUGGGUGCCAGGGAAGGAAAAGAACUUGCAUGUUGGUGAAGGAGGAAACUGGGUGGGAAGAGAGUGAAAUCUAGAGAAAGCAAACUGAUCCGUGAUGUCCUGAGGGCUGUAAAAUGCAGUUUAUUCAGAGUGCCAUUUUCUUUUAGUUAAAAUGAUUUUUAAAGUAUGGAAUGCACAAUUUUUUAAUAUGCAAAUAAAAAAUUUUAAAACUUA
Molecule: messenger RNA, 705 nt
Organism: Sus scrofa (pig)
Lineage: Eukaryota; Metazoa; Chordata; Mammalia; Artiodactyla; Suidae
Product: thymosin beta-4
Biological process (GO): actin filament organization; regulation of cell migration
Cellular component (GO): cytoplasm
Molecular function (GO): actin monomer binding
Source: RefSeq, a predicted model, not a curated record